This is a messenger RNA of Malus domestica (apple), 1459 nucleotides long. RefSeq lists its product as uncharacterized. The record is from RefSeq and is a predicted model, not a curated record. NCBI's taxonomy places the organism in Eukaryota, Viridiplantae, Streptophyta, Magnoliopsida, Rosales, Rosaceae.
GUUUUGACUACGUCCGUAUGACCAUCGCGUCAAUAACCAGCUCUAAUCAUGCUUCGUUGCUUCUGAGCUUCUCCUCUUUGUAUAUAUAUCGUCACCAACAAAACAAAAAAACCGAACAAACACAAGACAAAUACAUAUCAACUGUAGAACAGCAACAAAUCCAGGCGACAAUAAACGAUUUAAUUCUUGUCCUGAACCCGAACAAGAAACACGUCCUAAUUCUUCGAUUCUAAUUGUUUUUUCUGCAUAUUUUUUUUUCUUCCGUGGUUGGAUUGAAGUUGGAAUUGAAACAAGUUAAAAGAAUCAGAUCAGAGGGGCUAUGAGGAUGAUGGAAUGGUCUGCAGCAUCUGCUACAAACGCUUAUUUUGAUACCCUAAAACUGUGCAAUGACUAUGGGAGACAAUGUGGCUCAUGGAAAACACAAGAGCCAGGCAGCAAUGAAUUUGUCUUAGCCUUGGCUGCCGGCAUGAAUGCCAAACUCAUAGUCGAGGUGACCUCAACUGUUUCGCCAUCUACAAUAGCCUUAGGAGCUGCUGCAAAACAGACAGGAGGAAAACUGGUUUGCAUUCUUCCCGAGCCAGUCCUUGAUGAAUCAAAGAAAGUAAUCAGAGACACAGGCCUUAAAGACUCAGUCGAGUUCAAGAUCGGUAACCCUUCUGAGCUAUUGUCGAAUUACGAGAACAUUGAUUUCUCUCUGGUUGAUUGCAAGAAUGAUGAGUACACAAGGCUGCUGAAGUUGCUAGAUGUUAACCCUAGAAAAUCAGUGUUUGUGGCUAAUAACUUGGUUGGUGAAAGAAAAGGGCUGGAAGGGCAUUUGGGAGUGAGGGGAAAGAGGGUUCCGGAGAGGUCUACGAAGAAUUCCAUAGGAAAAGGAAUGGAGGUCACCAUGAUUGGGAAGAACACUGACGUUGGUAAGGGAAAUUGGCGUGGAGGAAGUAAGAGGAGGAGUGGUAAGAGUAAAUGGAUUGUUAAGGUUGAUAAGCAGAGUGGUGAGGAACAUAUCUUUAGGGUGCCUGGCUAAAUCACUUUUCAUGUUUUCUUUCGCUAUCAAACUUGCAAAGGGGAGAGAAAUGAUGACGAUAUCUUAUACGAACUCUCCAAGCAAGUAUGUGCAGUGUUCAGUGAUAUAAAAGGUUAAAGAGUUGUUGCAUCCCAUCAUGAAUCAGCAGGGUGGUGAUUGUGGAUGUGUUCAUGCAUGGCUGAGACUGCGGUGCUCCCUCCCUCCAAUUGUUGCCUCAGUACUUUGAAUGCUACAUGAAAUUUAUGGGAGAAUCUUAGCCAUCCCGGUUGUAUUUCAUGUUCUGAGACAGAUAACAGAAGAUAUACAACCGGAUACAAGUACGCUAUUUGACUACAAAAAAUGCCACUAUUUUUUUUGUCAUUAUGUAGCGAAGAAAAUCCCAAAUGUCUAGUGAUUAAUUUGUUGACUGUACUUUUUGUACGAAGUCUCUAAUUCUUA